This is a messenger RNA of Klebsormidium nitens, 1092 nucleotides long. Lineage: Eukaryota; Viridiplantae; Streptophyta; Klebsormidiophyceae; Klebsormidiales; Klebsormidiaceae. The record is from the annotation of a GenBank genome assembly.
AUGGCAAAGGGAGGGCUCUUCGGUGCGCCCACAGUCACGGCGAUGGCGGUUCUUCCUGUUUACCACCCUGGAGGCGAGGUGUCUCUCGGAGACUGUGAAGACAUCUGCUAUGACUCCGCCGACUCCCGGUCAUGUCCUCGGCACAGCAACCAAGCGGUUUCCGGUCGGACCCGAGAAAUCUACGCUCCAUUUGGGCGAAGGUACUCCCGGCCGCUCGACUUCCAGGAUCCACGGGUGCCACCGCUUUCAGGGACUGCCAAUGGAACUCGGGGACGCGCACUUUUUGACGUCACCGCUUACAUCCGUAAGCACGUGGACGUUCUUCAGUUCCUCCCGGCUGACCCCCUUCAGCCCGUGAGACUAUUCACAGUCUCCAGUUGCACGAGCCGGCUGAAAACUCUGUCUGGCGGAGUCGUGGUCCGCGUUGCUUCAUAUGGGCGCCGCACGUUCCGCCGGACAAGAGCUGUUCUGACCGGAACGGAAAAUUCUGCUCCGAGGCCUCACGUGGCAAGCGGCUCCGCUGUGCUUCAGUGCACUGAGGACUCCGACGACAUCGAGAACCGUUCUGCGUCCGGAAUUCCGACUAGGAACGAGCAAGCACGGCAGAACCAUAAAGAUUGUUUAGCUGCCGAGCUGAGUACCAAAGGGCUCUGGUCUUUCGCCCGCUGCGAGGCUGUGGCGGAAGCGCUGCUCCGCCGGACGGAACGGGAGUGGCGGAACAUGGCCGAAUUUUUCAAAGACGCGCGCGCGCAGACGGGGGCCGCUGCUAAGGCGCUCUUGGAAGCGGCGUUGCGAAAGAUCGACGAAGCUUCAGACCAGGACUUAACGGACAUACUCACGGAGCUGCGGUGCGACCUGGAGUCGGUACGCGGAUGGUUCGCAAAGGAGCGCGCAUUCGUUGAGGAGUCUGCGCACUUUGCUGUUGUCAGCGGACGUGCUAUCCCCCCGGUCACCGCAAACCUGGUGGAACUCAACGUCCCAAGCACUCCGCAGAAUGAGUACGUCCGAUUACUGGAAGAGAACCCGGGGGCGAAGCGCUUUCUCGAACGUGCUGCCGCCCGCAAGAAUCGACGCCAAACGCUUGCGGAUUGA